AUGGCGCCGGCAGACAUGAUCCAUACCGGCCCUCCGUUGUCCGCAGCGCAACCAGCUACACCACCAAGCAGCCCGAAUCAGCUAUCACCUGUCACCUUGAACAAUGUCCAGCAGUUCAUUGACAUGGUCAAAGAAGUCGUGGUCAGGGAGAUUGCUUCCACUGCCCCUGCCUCAAAGAUUGAGUGCCCAGAUCAUCAGACAUCUACACAACCCAUCACAAUACAAGAUCUCGAAAAGCUUUUUCUUAAGCUCAUAGAUACAAAGUCAGAUAGCGCCACUGAGAUUUCCCAGGCCCCGCAGCCCAACUCUUCUCAACCGAAAGCGGUAGCUCAGGCUUCACUGCUGGCUUUCAAGGAAGUUAACGAAGUGUAAGCUCAUAAUUCCACAUAUUUGUAAACAUACUAACAAUUAUGGUGUAGUUGGGAUAUCAAAGCCUACAAAUACACUGUUGUGGAAUCUCCAAAGCCGAAGGAAAUUAGUGGCCUAGGACAAUACGUUUUUGUAGUUCGUGGCCGGGUUGGUAAGUGCGUCACCUAUUAGCAAGGGAUCUACGCUGACAAGCCCACCAAAGAUAAAAAGAGCGAACAGACGACGUAUUAUAUCGAUAUUAAUUCUCUCACGCUUCGGGACGCCUUGAGGAACGUCCUUCAUGAUGUUGCCGGGAUUAGUAUUAAGGAGGAAAAACUCUCGGUAAGAAUUUCUUCUUUGAUUCCAACGAAGCAGUAACUCAUUACUUCAGGUCGAACGGAACAUCUUGUACAACUUUCUCCCUGAAAUUGAGUCGUGCCGCAACUGGAAUGAGAUCGACCCCCUCGACCAGACAAGCCACGAACAUAUCCAACUUCUUAUUGACUACAUCAAGUCGUCCUACGCAGACACCACGCAGCGACUUAAUGUGCUCCUAGGGAGCAAAGAGAUCACUUACGACCUGCUCUGGGUGCUUUUCAAACCAAAUACUCUGGUCUAUACUACAUGUGAAGGGACCAAAAAGCCAAGGUGCAUCAGAUACGAGUCUGGCGAAGCGGAGACUACCCCAAACGGUUUAGAAUACUUCCAUAUCAAAGGAAACUAUGUCGAAUUUGACGGGAAGGUUCUAGGAAAGGUUCCAGUCCAGACAGCAAUCUUGAGUUUCCGCGGAUCUAAGUCUAUUAGCACACUCGAGGCUUUUCCACUUCUUCACCACCUAACACGAGAGACUGUUCAGGAAGAGCUUACGGAGUGCGGCCGGAAAUUCUGUUCUUUGGUUGGAGUCUCGCAUCGGGAGUAUAAAGGGAGAGCUUUUCAGAUGGAGAAAGGGAAGGCGGUCGAGAUCUCCGUGAACAGCAGGAUUAUAGUGGAUCCAGCCAUGUUCCAGGAAGUCAAUCCCAACUAUGCUAGACCAAGCGUCUUUAAGAGAUCUGGGAGUAUCGAUAUAUGGGAAUUAAUGCUCAACGAUGAUCCUAGCACACAGCUAGAUGAAUCUACUCUCAAGAAGAGUGUAGACCUUGAUAGGCUAGAUGCCGAAGACCUUCUGAUAUGCAGUCCUACUGUGCUGGGUUUUAGUCUAGAAGACCAUUUAUGGCGUAAGUAUUGUGCUUCUAUCUUUUCAUAUACCUGUUACUAACCUCUUCAUAGUAGAGUUUGCGGUCGCUAAUAUCUCAGACAUCAGCUGGAAUGAGUCCAUUUUUAACCAACUUGCAAUCCCACCAAAGUCAAAGACGCUUAUUCAAGCUCUGACGACCGAACACUUAAUGCAGGAGAAAAUCUGUAUAUUUGAUGACUUUGUCAAGGGCAAAGGUCGUGGUCUGAACAUACUUUUAUAGUAGGUAAACCAGUUCUAAGUCUAAACAGAAGCUAUACUAACACACGCAAUAGCGGGCCACCCGGCGUAGGAAAGACAAUGACUGCUGAAGCACUCUCUGAACUCCUUCGCAAGGCCCUUUUUACAGUAAGUAUGGCGAGAACACCUAGCAUUUACUGAAGCUGACCUUAAGGUCUCUGCUGCAAACCUUAGCCAUGACCCGGCCACCCUCGAUAAGCAAUUAGCGGAAAUUUUUGAAUUAGCCAGUCAUUGGAACGCCUUGCUACUCCUUGACGAGGCCGAUGCAUUUCUCCGCCAACGGUCUGAAAAUCAUCAGCACAACACUCUUGUCGCGGUCUUUUUACGUAAGCUUGAGUAUUUUCAAGGGAUCAUGCUGCUUACGACUAAUCGGGUAAGAGAUUUCGACCACGCUAUACAGAGCAGAAUACACAUCGGAAUUUCCUACCAACCCCUAGGAUAUAAUACUAGGAAAAUGAUCUGGGAUAAUUUUUUGACAAAGACAGAGGGUGUAGUAAUAUCCUAUAGUGCCAAAGAACUUGAACAUCUGGCAACACAGAACCUUAAUGGUCGACAGGUAAGUUGUCUAUAGUGGAAGCCGAAGAAGGUUCGUUUAAUAAUCGAUGUCUCUCCACAGAUCAAGAAUACAGUACGUGCAGCAAAUGCGUUAGCAAACCAUAGCAAGACAAGCUUGUCUAUUACUCAUAUACAGACGGUCCUUGAUAUUGGGAAAGUUUUUGAAAACGAUUUCAAGGGGACGGGAAGAACCGACAAUAUGGGGGCGUACUUUUAA
Molecule: messenger RNA, 2591 nt
Organism: Hymenoscyphus albidus
Lineage: Eukaryota; Fungi; Ascomycota; Leotiomycetes; Helotiales; Helotiaceae
Source: the annotation of a GenBank genome assembly